This is a messenger RNA of Pararge aegeria (speckled wood butterfly), 2817 nucleotides long. RefSeq names its product integrator complex subunit 9 (gene IntS9). Gene Ontology annotation, cellular component: integrator complex. Lineage: Eukaryota; Metazoa; Arthropoda; Insecta; Lepidoptera; Nymphalidae. The transcript is spliced from 3 exons. Gene Ontology annotation, biological process: snRNA processing. The coding region runs from base 256 to 2172 and encodes 638 amino acids. The record is from RefSeq and is a predicted model, not a curated record.
AAUAGUCAAAACAAUGAGUACGGCAUGGAUCGUAAACUGUAUUCUAAAAUGAAUUUAAUGAUUUAUGCUAGUUUUUCUGUGUGUUAAUGAACUUCAAUCUUCGCGAUAUAACUGUUGUGACCUCAGGGAAACAUUUUGUUGAUGCCUAUCCAUUCGCCGCGUCCUAUGACUUGACUGGCAGCGGUGCGCUUUCAGACGGGUCCAUAGAGGCAUCUGAAUGCAUUGUUUAAAAAUCGUCGAAUAAAGAUUCUCAAUAUGAAGCUGUACUGCCUCAGCAAUGACCCGGCAAAGCCCUGCUUCGUGCUGUCGUUCAAGGAGCUUAUGAUAAUGUUGGACUGUGGGCUGUCGGCUCAGUCGGUGCUCAAUUUCUUGCCGCUGCCGCCCGUACCGAGCACUCGUCUAGCCUCGCUGCCCAACUAUACGCCGCCGCACAUCAACGACCCUCUGCUCGAAGGGGAGCUGAAGGAAUGUUGCGGGCGGGUGUUCGUGGACAGCGUGCCCGAGUUCUGCCCGCCGCUCGACAAGGUGGUGGACUUCUCGCAGCUGGACGUGAUCCUCAUCUCCAACUACACGUGCAUGCUGGCGCUGCCCUUCGUGACGGAGGACACGGGCUUCAAGGGGCAGGUGUACGCCACGGAGCCCACGCUGCAGAUCGGGCGCUUCUACCUGGAGGAGCUGGCCGAGUGGCUGGGGCAGCGCGGCGCGGCGGGCGCGCGCCGCUGGAAGGAGCUGCUGCACGUGCUGCCGCCGCCGCUGGCGCUGGCCCGCCCGCGCGCCUGGCGCCGCCUGUUCUCGCGCGCCGCGCUGGAGCGUGCGCUGGCGCGCGUGCGCGUGGUGCGCUACGACGAGCGCGUGGACGUGUACGGCGCGCUGCACGCCACGCCCGUGAGCUCCGGCUUCUGCCUGGGCUCGGCCAACUGGGUGCUGCGCUCGGCGCACGAGAAGGUGGCCUACGUGAGCGGCUCCAGCACGCUCACCACGCACCCGCGCCCCAUCAACCAGGCGGCGCUGCGCGGCGCGGACCUGCUGCUGCUGGCCGCGCUCACGCAGACGCCGGCGCACAACCCCGACCACAUGCUGGGCGACCUGUGCGUGCACGCCAGCCUCACGCUGCGCGGCGGCGGCGCCGUGCUGUGCCCCGUGUACCCCAGCGGCGUGCUGUACGACCUGCUGGAGUGCCUCAGCGCGCACCUGGAGGGCGCCGGCCUGGCGCACGUGCCGCUGUACGUGCUGUCGCCCGUGGCCGACGCCAGCCUGGCCUACAGCAACAUCCUGGCCGAGUGGGUGUCGGCCGGCAAGCAGGCGCGCGUGUACCUGCCCGAGGAGCCCUUCCCGCACGCGGCGCUCGCGCGCGCCGGCCGCCUGCGCCACGCGCGCGCGCUGGCCGACGACGCGCUGGCCGACUUCCGCGUGCCGUGCGUGGUGUUCGCGGGCCACCCCAGCCUGCGCUUCGGCGCCGCCGUGCACCUGCUCGAGCUGUGGGCGCCGUGCGCCAGCCACGCCGUCAUCUUCACGGAGCCCGACUUCCCGCACGCGGACGCGCUGGCGCCCUUCCAGCCGAUGGCCAUGAAGGCCUUCCACUGCCCCAUCGACACGUCGCUCAACUACGCGCAGGCCGGCAAGCUGGUGCGCGAGCUGCGGCCGCGCGAGCUGGCGCUGCCCGAGCAGUACCGGCCCGCGCUGGCGCCCGACGUGCCCACGCUGCUGCUGCGGCGCGGCGCCGCGCGCGUGCCCGCCGUGCGCCGCCGCGUGGCGCGCGCCGAGCUGUGCGGCGAGCUGGCCGCGCGCGCCGCGCCGCGCGAGCUGCGCGCCGGCCUGCGCGCCGCGCCGCUGGCCGCGCAGCUCUGCGUGCGCGACGCGCGCCUGUGCCUGCGCCCGCCCGGCGGCCCGCCAGGCGACCAGCCCGGCGGCCCCCCCGGCGGCCCCCCCGGCGGCCAGCCCGCGCUGCACUGGAGCGCGCUGGACGUGGACGCGCUGCUGGCGGCGCUGGCGCGCGAGGGCGUGGGCGACGCGCGCGUGGAGGCGGGCGCCGACGGCUGCAUCGUGCACCUGCCGCGCCACGACACGCUGGUGCACGUGGAGCGCCACGCCACGCACGUGUUCUGCGAGGGCCGCGCCGACGUGCGCCAGGCGCUGCGCCGCGCGCUGGCCGCCUGCCUGCCGCACAUCUAGCGCCCGGCGACCCACGAUCGAAUUCAAUAAUAAUAAUGACCACUUGAACUUUCGAGGCCUUUGAUUGUGUUCAACGUAACAUGCUAAUCUGAAUAUUUAGACCACCACUAUCAAAAACAGGUCCAGAAUUAAUGAUUUUCUAUCUCCAUGAGUCUACUCAUGUAACCUAAGAGUUCAAAAAGUUGACGUGAACGGAAAGCGGUCCAGCGGAUAUUUUGUGAACACAGGUGCCCCUCGGGGAUAUAUGGACCUUUUCUGUUCCUACUUUUACAUAAUUCGACGGCCGAUGGGCGCAGUGAGCGACGACCCCGCCCUGUGAGUCCAAGGCCGUAGGUCGAGAGGCGCGGAUGCUGCUCUACACGACCCCUUCCUUAUUCGCAUCUUAUAGCGUUCAAUCGUUUGAUGCCCGAUUUCGUCAAAGACGAACAAGACAAUAAGUAACGGCUAAUAUAUAAAGAGAUUCCUAGGCAUAAUAGUUAUCACCUAAGAGUUGGUUAAACGUUUUUUAUCUAUGUAAAGACAUCGCUUAAAUCAAUAGGCAUUUGUUUUAGGCGAUGGCUAGAUUUUAAUGAAAACGAGCAUUAGUAUCUCUUAUAACAGCAACAACACACAUUUCAAUUAAACGAAAACAUUUAACUAUUUGAA